GGCUGCUGUUUCCUCCCAGCUCCGUCGCCUCCACAGAGAUCCCCUCUCCCAUCAUCCUUAUCCCGGUGCUUCUCACUCUGGCUAUUUUACCCUCCUGGGGACUUUUCACAAUGUUUGGAGACAUUUAUGGUUGUCACAAAUGGGGGGCAGGGUGUUGCUACUAGAAUCAGGAGCCCUGGUGGCGCAAUGGUUAAGUGCGGCUCCGCGGAGAAAAGACUUGGUGAUCUGCUUUCUACUUCAGUAAAGAUUACAGCCUAGGAAACCCGACAGGGCAGUUCUGCUCUAUCAUAUAGGGUCACUAGGUGUCGGAAUAGACUGGAAGGCACACAGCAACCGCUACUGUCAUCUAGUGGGUGAAGACCCGGGAUGCUGCUCAACAUCCUGCAAAGCACAGGACAGCUCCCACCACCCCCAAUGGAACGUGAUUCUCCCCAAAAUGUCUGUAAUACCGAGGUUGGGAAGCCCUGCUCUGGGGCCACAGGAAAGAGCUCUAGGGCCUUAAAAUGUCUGAGUAAACUCUGGAGAUUAUUGAAAAUCAGCAGAGUCACUUAGAGGGCCACUGAAUGACAAGGUGUAUUUAAAGUGGCUGGAGUCACACUAAAAUCUCUAUCCAGCAAAAUGAGUUGAGCAAGUCAAAUGCACGCGGCUUGGAGCUGCUUUCUCUCAUUUUGGGGAGCAGAUGGCUGGACAGGAAUCAGGUGAAUACAGUCACACCCAACGGGCUGGGCCAUUGUUACACGUUAAAUCAUUAAAUACAAACCAAAGGGGCUGGGGCCUCUUCUUCAGUGUUCAAAACCAGCAGCUUAGCAUCUUCAAAACUGUCUCUAUCUCACCCACCCCUCAGUUUCCAUUGUCACAUCUCUUCUCUCACCCUUGGUUGUAAUCUUUAUGCAAAUCGCCAGGCCUUUUCUUCUGCGGCACUGCUGGGUGGGUUCGAACUGCCAACCUUCAGGUUAGUGGUCAAGUGCAAACCACUUGUGCCACUCAGGGACCAAAACAAAUAAACGGGAAUUUUAAAAAUUAAGAGGUUAAAAGAAAAAAUGAGAAAGGAAAUGUAUUUAUAAUAGUCUACAUGGAACAUCUCUGGCUAAGAUUUAUAUGUUCAUAAAAUGUUAAUCUCCCCUUCUCAAGAUCCUUAAUCACAUCUGCGAAGUCCUUUUUGCCAUGUAAGGUACCAUAUCCAUGGGUUCCAGGAAUAAGGACAUGGACCUCUCUGGGUACGGGGGCAUUCUGUCUACCACAGAGACUCAGGAGUCAAAGACACCUGGGAACUGUGGUGAUUGGAAGGUGAAGGUUGAAGGCCUACAGAUGGGAGUGGAGGAAGCUGCAGAAGACCCCUGCGUAGCUCCAACAUUGUACACCUCAGUGUAUGCGAAUGCAGCCUUGCCAAUUGAGAGUGUGGUCCACUGUGGAUGUUUCUGUUGAUCUCAUAGGUAAGAAAUUUUAUCAGUGUAAUUGCAAUCUGCAUUUCUGUUAUUGUGAAUAAGGUUAUUGGUGUUUCUACCAAAGGUGUUGUCCUUCAAAUGGUGGUGGUGGAAACGAGAUUAUACUGCAUUGAGGAGUGAGUGAGACAUGAGGAAAUAAAGCAUAGAAUGAAAUACACUUUCAAAAACUUUGGCUGUGACAAAGGAAAAAGACUGGGCAGUAACUGGAAAGAAAACUGCUCUUAAGAUCAGCCCUAAUUCUGUAUGGGAGGGAACUACACAAGGGAGUGAAAACGAAAAGGCAAGGAUCAUCGGGGGCAACUUUGGAAGCUGGUUACAAUGGAGGGAAAAGAUCCCUGUCUGGAGUGCACUGAGUGGGAAUAAGAAGCAUAGCAUCCUCAUUCUGCCACGGCCCAGUGGUUAGGAAAAUUUACCAUCUGAAUCACAGGAUGGCAGCCAUUGUUUUGUCUCCCACUUGUGCUCAGUCUUCCCUAUACCUAGCCUCUCAUCAGAAAGGAUCGACAGAGGAGGAAGGGUUGGUUAAUGGGUCCCUGACAAGCUGGUUACAGGACCUGGUGACCUUCGAAGAUGUGGCUGUGGAGUUCACCCAAGAGGAGUGGGCAUUGUUGGACCCUUCUCAGAGAAAACUAUACAGAGAUGUGAUGCUGGAAAACAGCAGGAACCUGGCAUCACUUGAUUUGGAGAGUAUACCUAAAGUCAAAGAGCUAACUUCUAAGCAGCGUGUUUUUAGAAAAAAACAAACUAAACAUAUGAAAACGGAGAGAAGUCAUCUUGGAGUGAAGCUCAAUGAAUGUAAUCAGUGUUUUAAAGUCUUCAGCGCAAAAUCAAGCCUUACACAGCACAAAAGAAUUCACACUGGAGAAAAGCCCUAUGACUGUAACCAAUGUGGAAAAUCCUUCAGCAGUAGCUCUUACCUUACUGUUCAUAAGAGAAUACAUAAUGGGGAGAAACCCUAUGAAUGCAGUGACUGUGGGAAAGCCUUCAGUAAUUCCUCAUCCUUUAAAUCGCAUGUGAGAAUACACACUGGAGAAAAACCCUAUGAAUGUGAUGAGUGUUUUCGUGUCUUCCGCACUAGAUAUAGCCUCAAAAUGCACAAGAGAGUUCAUACUGGAGAGAAUCACUAUGAAUGUAAUCAGUGUGGAAAGACCUUCAGCACGUGCGCCUCCCUUACUGUGCACAAUAGAAUUCAUACAGGGAUAGGGAAUCAAGUUGAUAAACCCAGUUUGAUCUCCCAGUUGGAGCAAGAAGACCAAGUGAUGACAAAAAAGAGAAUUCUCCCAGGUUCCUAUCAAGAUGUGGAGACUGUACUUAAAGCCAAAGAGCUAAUUUCUAAGCAGCCUGUUUUUAAAAAACAAUCUAAACGUGUGAAAACGGUAAGAUCUACAUGGAUGAGUUCUGGUUUUCCACAAUGGAAGAAUUCUAUAAAUUAGAAGCACCACAAAAUAACCAGCAGGGUCAUUAAAGGAGAGAAGUCAUCUUGGAGUGAAGCUCAAUGAAUGUAAUCAGUGUUUUAAAGUCUUCAGCACAAAAUCGAACCUUACUCAGCACAAGAGAAUUCAUACCGG
Trichechus manatus latirostris (Florida manatee) is the source of this 3010-nucleotide messenger RNA. It is a transcript of the gene ZNF557, whose product is annotated as zinc finger protein 557. The transcript has 11 exons. NCBI's taxonomy places the organism in Eukaryota, Metazoa, Chordata, Mammalia, Sirenia, Trichechidae. The coding region runs from base 1874 to 2875 and encodes 333 amino acids. The record is from RefSeq and is a predicted model, not a curated record. Gene Ontology annotation, biological process: regulation of DNA-templated transcription.